AGAUUCGUUUGAGAUCUCGGAAUGUAAACGUUUGCUUCCGUAAAUUUUCCCACCAUUCAUCUUGCCGAGAGAUAAGCCGAGAUCUCGGUCGCUUAUCAUCCGACUGAGAUGACUGACAUCUCAGGCACCGGUUACGUGGUCGGCAGGUCGAAUCAGGAAGCCCAAAAAUCGCUCGAAUCCACUUCAGGGAGAGCGCCGCUAUUCCAAAGACUUCCCUGAUCCUGGGGUUUUUGUUUUGAAGGCUAUGGUCCUGCUCCAGGCGUCGCCGGUUCACCUCCUUCCCCUUCCCCUUCCCCUUCCCGUUCCCCUUCCACUUCCCCGCACUCUUGGGAGAUUCUCCUUUCCGGGGGAAAAGUUUCAAACAUGUUGUCCGAGUGAGACCACAUCCAACAAAGAAAUUGUUUCGAGACAACUUCUAUCCUAUUUUGCUGCUUCAGUUAUGUUCCUUUCUACACAAAAUCAGGCAAUUGCUGCAGAAUCCAUCCAUCACCAAAGUUUGUGCCAGAUUGCAAUGGCCACAAAUAAUGAUUUGAUGUUAAAAUCUGAUAGCAUGUCAGAUGAAGGAAAUGGGAUGUUAAUGAUGAGGGGCAUGACAGCUAAGAAUUUCGAUCCAGUUAGAUAUUCUGGAAGAUGGUUUGAAGUAGCUUCACUUAAGCGUGGAUUUGCUGGCCAAGGACAGGAGGACUGCCACUGCACACAGGGCAUAUACAUGUUUGAUGCUCAGACGCUGUCUAUCCAAGUGGAUACAUUCUGUGUCCAUGGUGGCCCUGAUGGUUAUAUUACUGGAAUAAGGGGAAAGGUUCAGUGCCUUUCAGAGGAGGAUAUGGAAAAGGCUGAAACUGAUUUGGAGAAGCAAGUGAUGAUCAAGGAAAAAUGCUACCUUCGUUUUCCCACACUACCAUUUAUACCUAAGGAGCCCUAUGACGUGAUUGCAACUGACUAUGAUAGUUUUUCUCUUGUCUCUGGGGCUAAAGACAAGAGUUUCAUUCAGUGCUCAGGUCAUUACCAAGAUCAUGGAAAGCGAAAGUCACUAUAAUCCAAGAGGUCAAGAACUUGAAUGUUCUACCAUUGGAGGAACUGCUUGGAUCCCUCAUGACUCAUAAACUGACCAUGAAGCAGCACACUGAGGAGAAAA
Messenger RNA from Elaeis guineensis (African oil palm), 1135 nucleotides. The record is from RefSeq and is a predicted model, not a curated record. Lineage: Eukaryota; Viridiplantae; Streptophyta; Magnoliopsida; Arecales; Arecaceae.